AUGACAGUCCCACUGGAUUUGAGCCUCCCUACGGCUCUCAUUCUGGUCGAUAAUCAAGCGGCCUUUUCCGACGCCGCAACUCUAUCGCACUGGGGCAACGGACGAUCCAACCCGCUCUAUGAGACCAAUAUCCAAGCUCUCAUCUCCGCCUUCCGCACCGCACGAGAGGAAUCUUCAACUCUUCUGGAGGUGAUCCAUGUGUUCCAUUCUUCCACUACUCCAGGAUCACCUCUUCAUCCCACUCAUCCGGGCCAAGGUAUCCGCCCGCUGGACUUCGCGACCCCAGCCUUAGAUGGCUCGGAGCCUGUUAUCUGGAAGUCCGUCAACUCUUCCUUUAUCGGUACUGGUCUUGAAGCCCACCUGCGAGAUAAGGGAUUUCGCCAAAUUUUUAUCGCAGGCCUCACAACUGAUCACUGUGUUUCGACAACCGUUCGUAUGGCGGCCAACCUAGGCGUUGUCGAUCGCUAUCUUGAUGAAGGUCCCGUGAAGCUAAGAUCCGAUGGCACGCAUCUAAAGGAAGUCACUGUCGACAGAGGACGCAUUAUUCUGGUGUCUGAUGCCACUGCGACAUUUGGAAAGGGUGAAUUCGAUGCUGAGACCGUACACAAGGUUUCUGUUGCCAGUCUUGAUGGCGAGUUUGCGGAUGUCAUUGGGACCGAGGAGGUUGUGAAGGCCUUGAGAAAGGUCAAGAUUUGA
Messenger RNA from Penicillium waksmanii, 696 nucleotides. RefSeq lists its product as uncharacterized. NCBI's taxonomy places the organism in Eukaryota, Fungi, Ascomycota, Eurotiomycetes, Eurotiales, Aspergillaceae. The transcript has a single exon. The record is from RefSeq and is a predicted model, not a curated record. The coding region runs from base 1 to 696 and encodes 231 amino acids.